CCUCCCACAACACUCACACCUUCAGCGAAGCUCCUCCCACAACAAUCACACCUUCAGUGAAGCUCCUCCCACUGCAGUUCAGCAAUAAAUGCUGGAAUAUUCCCAUCAGUCUACAAGUGAAGACGAGCAUCAGAGCAUCAGGAAGAAGUGAAAUCUGCAGAGACAGAGUUUAUUGAAGGACAGAGAGAACAUGAGAGAUCCAGAACCCUGCAGAAUGAAACACACUGAAGAACAAACAGACCUGAUGGAGGAGAACGAGGAGAGUGAACAGCAGAAAUAUCAUUGUGGAAAACCUAGAGAUAAAACUCACUCUCAGACUGAAAGAGUUUCUUUACUGAAAAGAAGAGACGAGAAAAGUUUCACCUGCACUCAGUGUGGAAAGAGUUUCACAUACAAACAGAAUCUCAAGAGACACAUGAGGAUCCACACUGGAGAGAAACCAUUCACAUGUGAUCAGUGCGGGAAGAGAUUCACACGAUCAUCAACCCUUAAGGACCACAUGAACAUCCACACUGGAGAGAAACUGCAUGAAUGUGAUCAAUGUGGAAAAACAUUUUUGUGGGCUUCAGUCCUGAAGGAUCACCUGAAAGUUCAUACGAAGGAGAAACCACAUUCAUGUUCUUUAUGUGGAAAGAGUUUUUCACGUCUGCAGGGUUUAAAAGUUCAUCAGAAGAUACACACUGGUGUGAGAGAAUAUAUGUGCUUUGAGUGUGAGAAGACCUUUAUUACAGCUGAAGAAUUGAAACGGCACCAGAUGAUUCACACUGGAGAGAAACCUUAUCACUGCACUGCAUGCGGGAAGAGUUUCACUCAAUCAUCUAAUCUACGGAGACAUAAAAUAAACAAUCACAAUAAGUAGUUUAUCUUCAGGUCCACUGCUUUCAAGUGAUACACCACAUCUCUUCCAUAUUAAUCUAAACAUCAUCUAAAUAUAACAGUGAAUAAAGUUCAUCUUCAAGACCAGCAGCUUCUGUGAGAUUCAGAUCAACUCAAAGAUGGUGUUCCUCCCCUAAGAACAAUAUCUAAAGUUUUAUUCUUGUAUACAACUUUGCUUUAUGAUAUAAAUGAUAUUAUUAUGCUUUAUUACGAGUUUCAUUUUAUGUUC
Molecule: messenger RNA, 1105 nt
Organism: Onychostoma macrolepis
Lineage: Eukaryota; Metazoa; Chordata; Actinopteri; Cypriniformes; Cyprinidae
Product: gastrula zinc finger protein XlCGF49.1-like
Exons: 2
Coding region: 191-859 (222 amino acids)
Biological process (GO): regulation of transcription by RNA polymerase II
Cellular component (GO): PcG protein complex; transcription regulator complex
Molecular function (GO): DNA-binding transcription factor activity, RNA polymerase II-specific; RNA polymerase II cis-regulatory region sequence-specific DNA binding
Source: RefSeq, a predicted model, not a curated record